AUGCCCGCGACAAGCUCGCUAGAAGAGCAGGCAAUCGAUCGCGAGUAUCCGCAACAGCAACGACAGCAUCAUCGUCGUCAUCAGGAACUUCAACCAGAACAGCCGCAGUUUAAUUUCCGCGACCCCAACCGUAGCGAGACUGUGCUUCAAUCUCAACUUAACAAUCAGCAGGAUACAGACUCAGGAAUAUAUUCACAGCAUCAACAGCAUCACCAGAAUCCAUCCAUUUCUCAUACCCAGUCUAAUACUCGACUCGUCGUCCCAUCCGUGCCCGGUGUCCGCUCCACUUCACCCUCAUCUUCUGUUUCGCCUCUACCGACACCUUCGAUAUCUCCUUCGGCUUCUGCCAUAUCCAUUGACGCACCAUACUCCUCUCGAGGUCCUUCGUCGCCUAUCCAAACUCCCUCUUCGACGAGUGCUGAGGCUCACGGCGGCCAUCCUCAACGAGAGUCCUCCGAGCAUAACAGCUCCGAACGGGCCAGCGCAGACAGCUAUAGCCAUUUACAUCAAGAGCGCAAUCCGUCCAACAUGGCCAGCUGGUCAGGACAGCCUGCUAUUAGGGGCAACUCUGAAGCAGUGCGCAUGAUUCUAUUGAGUUUCGUCACCAUUGGCAUAACUUUCACUUGGGGUAUUGAAAUGACUUAUUGCACGCCGUAUCUUCUCAACCUUGGACUAACCAAAAGCAAUACUUCGCUGGUAUGGAUUGCUGGUCCAUUGUCGGGUCUUGUAGUUCAGCCUGUUGUGGGCGUCAUUGCGGACGAAAGCAAGUCUAAAUGGGGACGUCGAAGACCGCUGAUGGUUAUUGGUUCCAUUAUUGUUGCUAUCAGCCUCUUAAUUUUAGGUUUUACGCGUGAAAUCAUCGGUUACUUCAUAACUGAUGAAGAGGCUGCGAAGCGACCCACGAUAGUACUGGCUGUGUUAGCCAUCUAUGUUGUCGAUUUUGCCAUCAAUGCUGUAAUGUCAUGUUCAAAGAGUCUUAUCGUGGAUACUCUACCGAUUGAGAAGCAACAAUCGGGCGCAGCUUGGUCAAGCCGCAUGUCCUCCAUUGGCCAUAUGAUUGCGUAUGGGGCUGGGGCGGUUGAUCUUGUAAGCAUCUUUGGGAAAACACUGGGCGAUACACAGUUCAAGCAGCUUACCGUCAUCUCAACGGUUGCUCUUCUGGGCUCAACGGCGCUCACGUGCUGGGCUGUUACAGAACGUGUGCUGUUAACCUCAAAACCUGCCAAACACGAGGGCCGUUUUAAAGUCUUUCGCCAGAUCUGGUCGACGUUGCUCAACUUACCCCCUCGCAUACAGGCCAUCUGCUGGGCACAGUUCUGGGCUUGGAUCGGUUGGUUUCCAUUUCUGUUCUACAGCACCACAUGGGUGGGCGAGACGUACUUUCGCUACGAUGUGCCUGCCGAUGCCAGAAAAUCCGAGGAUACUCUGGGUGCGAUUGGCCGCAUAGGAAGUACUGCACUGGUCAUGUACUCUUUGAUCACAUUCGCGGGUGCUUGGAUUUUGCCCAUGCUGGUUCAAUCACCUGAGGACAAUGCAUUUACUCAUCGACCUCCUCAAGCCAUUGCAGGCCUCUUGACUCGCUUCAACAAGUUGAAGCCUGAUCUCUUAACAGCUUGGGUAUUUGGGCACCUGAUGUUUGCCGCAUCCAUGGCCUUGGCGCCUUUUGCAACUAGCUUCCGGUUUGCAACGGUUUUGGUGUGUCUUUGUGGCAUACCGUGGACAUUGGCCAUGUGGGCUCCAAGUGCCUUUCUCGGCGUUGAGGUCAACAAGAUGAGCGGGGAGACGGGUGCGGAUGGUACCUAUCGACGUAUCUCAGAUGAGCCAGAUAUCGAGCUUUCCGAGAUCAGCCAUAACGAUGCACCUUUACACUUGGAUCAUGGUUCAGAAGUCGACCUACCUUCUACAGCCUCCACGGGCGAGCUGUCGGGCAUCUACUUCGGUAUCCUUAACAUCUACACCACCCUCCCGCAGUUUGUAGGCACAUUCAUCUCGACCAUUGUUUUUGCAAUCCUUGAGCCUGGUAAGAGUCCUGAGCUAGCGGGCGAUACCAAGAAGCAACCUGAACCCGAUGGUCCAAAUGCAAUUGCGGUGUGUUUGUUCAUUGGAGCCAUGAGUAGUGUAGUUGCGGCAUACGUAACCCGAAAGCUGAAGGUUAUGUAA
Fusarium poae is the source of this 2160-nucleotide messenger RNA. RefSeq lists its product as uncharacterized. Gene Ontology annotation, molecular function: sucrose:proton symporter activity. NCBI's taxonomy places the organism in Eukaryota, Fungi, Ascomycota, Sordariomycetes, Hypocreales, Nectriaceae. Gene Ontology annotation, cellular component: membrane. The coding region runs from base 1 to 2160 and encodes 719 amino acids. The transcript is spliced from 6 exons. The record is from RefSeq and is a predicted model, not a curated record.